Archocentrus centrarchus (flier cichlid) is the source of this 1570-nucleotide messenger RNA. RefSeq names its product zinc finger protein 501-like. Gene Ontology annotation, molecular function: DNA-binding transcription factor activity, RNA polymerase II-specific; RNA polymerase II cis-regulatory region sequence-specific DNA binding. Gene Ontology annotation, cellular component: transcription regulator complex; chromatin; PcG protein complex. Lineage: Eukaryota; Metazoa; Chordata; Actinopteri; Cichliformes; Cichlidae. Gene Ontology annotation, biological process: regulation of transcription by RNA polymerase II. The record is from RefSeq and is a predicted model, not a curated record. The transcript is spliced from 2 exons. The coding region runs from base 75 to 1481 and encodes 468 amino acids.
AAACAGGUUGUAUUUCUGGUAAGGGUGGCGCAUCAUCAGGCAGGAGCAUCCAGAGGAGCAAUAGAAGCUGUCUAAUGGCCGCGGUGUUCCCUGCAGAUCUCCAGCAGCUAUUGGUCAUAAAAGAAGAGGUUCCCAAUGAAUGGAACCCCAGUGUGGACUCAAGCCUCUGGAAAAAUCAAAAGAAAGAACAAAGUAUUGGGCCGGAGGAGGAUAUCAGCAGGUUUCCAUUCACUACUGUUCAUGUGAAGAGGGAAGAUGAAGAAAAGAAACCUCGAUUCUUAAAGGUUCAUCAAAGCCAAACUGAAAACAACAGAGAGACAGAGACCCGAGCUAGCAGCUCAGCUGAACAGAGGAAAAUAGAAAUUGAUGAAAAAGACUGUGGACCAUCAGAGCCAUUUAGGAGCCCGCAUCCAUCCAAGUCUUCUGAGACUGAAGUCAGUGAGGAUGAUGAUGAUGAUUGGCAGGAACCUUUGUCAGACUGUGGACUUGAAGCUGAUAACAGCGACAGUGGGUUGAAUAACAGCGGAAUGCCUGAGUCAGGUGUAAAUUAUAAUUUGGGAUGUAACACUGAAAAAAAGUCUUUAAGCUGCACAGAGUGUGGUAAACAGUUUGUCUGUGAGCAGUCUCUUCAGAAACAUGUGACAUGUCAUUCAGAAAAAAUACCUUCGAGCAGUUUGGUGAAUAAGAAAAGUUGCAGAGUGGAGCAAAGUGUCCAUUCUCAGAUGAAACGAUUCGGCUGUGAUGAUUGUGGUAAACGAUUCAACCAAAUGAAAGAUCUUAGAGUACACAUGAGAGUCCACACAGGAGAAAGACCAUUUGUUUGUGAUGAGUGUGGAAAAAGAUUUAGAUAUCAAGGAAGUCUGAAAGUACACAUGAGACUCCAUGCUGGAGAGAAACCAUUUUCGUGCGAUAAAUGCGGUAAAAGAUUUAGCCUAAAGACAAAUCUUAACAGACACAUAAGAGUCCACACUGAAGAGAAACCAUUUAGCUGUGAAAUUUGUGGACAGAGAUUUAACUAUAAAAGAAAUCUUAACAUGCACAUAAGAGUACACACAGGCGAGAAACCCUUUAGUUGUGAAGAUUGUGGACAAAAAUUUAACCAAAAGAUAGAACUUACAAGACACAUGAGAGGUCACACAGAAGAAAAACCAUAUGUCUGUGGUGACUGUGGUAAAACAUUUAGUUAUCAAUGUAAUCUGAAGACACACAUGGCACUUCACAAGGGAGAGAAACAGUUUGUUUGUGGUGUUUGUGGUAACAUAUUUAACCAAGAGGGAAAUCUAAAGAUACACAUGAGAGUCCACACAGGAGAGAAACCAUUUGGCUGUGAUUUUUGUGGCAAAAGAUUUAAUCAAAAGAUACAUCUUGAGACACAUAUUAGAGUUCACACAGGGGAGAAACCUUAUGACUGUGGUUUUUGUGGCAAAAGCUUUAGACACCAGUGUAAUCUAAAGAUACACAUCAAACUCCACAAAGACUAGACAAAAACAAACAUCCUGUCUCAGCAUGAUGCUGAAAAUCUAAUUCAUGUAUUUAUUACUUCCAGACUGUCCUAAAAGUUCCCAGAAAA